AUGAUCGCGACUGUCGAUUCAGGCCUCUCUGGCAUCAAUCUCAACGAGAUCCGCCUCUCUGUCGACGACACCGACGCUCACUCGGACGACGGAUCGGGAUCCUUCGCGAGCGCCACCAGCAGCCCAAGGCGUUCGAUCGACGACGACACCCCACCCGCCUUUCCCAGCCUCAACAGCGCUCAGCGACAGAGCUCUGCGUCAACAAGCACUGCUCCACGCUCGCCUGCGCCAACCAAAGCGGCAGCUUUUCUGCAGGCCGUCGCACCGCGUCCUACCUCGACCUCCUCGAAUUCCCUGAUGGCCCCGCCACCCACCUCGGCAUCGUCUCGCAGCGGCGGACUCGCAGCACCACCUUCCACAUCGGCGCUCACUGCACCCUUGGGUGUGGGAGGAGCAUCGGGUGUGCAGGGAGAUGCUGGAAAAAAGCGCAAAAAGGUGGCGCUCGCUCCCGGAUGUAGCCCUCUCGACUGGGCAAGACUCAAGAACAGCACCGACCUCCGAGGAGGCGUCACCUCGUUGCUCAGAGUAACGCCGUCCGAGCUCAAGAAACACAACUCCAAAGAAGACGCCUGGUCCGCCUUCUAUGGCAAGGUGUACAACAUCACGCCCUAUCUCCGCUUCCAUCCUGGCGGCGAAGACGAACUCAUGCGUUGCGCAGGCCGUGACGGCACCCGCUUGUUUGCACUCACCCAUUCGUGGGUCAACAUCGACUCCAUGAUCGACACCGCCAUGGUCGGCGUCCUGACAUCCGAGUCCUGA
Moesziomyces antarcticus is the source of this 759-nucleotide messenger RNA. Its product is annotated as cytochrome b5. The transcript is spliced from 2 exons. Lineage: Eukaryota; Fungi; Basidiomycota; Ustilaginomycetes; Ustilaginales; Ustilaginaceae. The record is from RefSeq and is a predicted model, not a curated record. The coding region runs from base 1 to 759 and encodes 252 amino acids. Gene Ontology annotation, molecular function: heme binding.